This is a messenger RNA of Xyrichtys novacula (pearly razorfish), 1886 nucleotides long. Lineage: Eukaryota; Metazoa; Chordata; Actinopteri; Labriformes; Labridae. The record is from the annotation of a GenBank genome assembly.
CCGAUUCACUCCUCCUCUGACCGACGGCCAAACGUGAUGCUGCUGCUUACGGGCAGGUGCAUUACAGCUCAGCGGGGACUGAAUCAGGAAUAAUGUGUAGAAGUUUUGGAAGAGCUGAAGAAAGAGAAAUAUUGAAGAGAAGAGGGAAGUUCUCUGAGGAGGCAGGUGGAUUUAUCCUUGAAUAGACGGGAGGUCACAGGAGCUGUGGGGUCAUGGCUGAUGCACAGAGUGAAGAGCACUUCUCUGUGGGUUUAUCGACACAUUAGACACUUUUGCUCAUGAAACCAUGGGUCAGGGACAGAGCAGCACGGACACGGAGGUGACUCUUCAGAACAUCCAGGAGCUCUACAGGAAGUUUGCCAGUGAAUGUCCGAGUGGAAACCUGCACCUGCACGAGUUUAAGAAGAUCUUCGGAGUCAACAGUAACUCCACAGAGGAGGAACAUGCAUAUAUGGACAAUGUGUUUAGGACGUUUGAUACCAAUAAGGUAACGUAGCCGAGUCUUCUUUCAGAAUCCAAAGAAAACCUACAUUUUUAUCUCAUUUUCAUUCAGAAAUUUGUUGUUCUCUUUCCUCUGUGCUGUUUGCUCUGCAGGACGGUCACAUCGACUUCCUGGAGUAUGUCGCAGCUGUGCAUCUGGUUCUUCGUGGAAAACUGGAAGACAAACUGAAGUGGUCUUUUAAAGUUUUUGACAGAGACGGAAACGGAUGCCUGGACAGACAAGAAGUGCGAACGAUAGUGAAAGUAAGAAUUCAGCUGUUUCUUCAGUUUGGAUCAGAAACUCUGUCGGUUAAUAUUUCACAGGACUGAAUAAAAAAUGAUCAAAAUGCUCCAGGGACGGUUUCUUUGAGGCAGGGGCUUACACAGGCUGUUCCAGGGUCAGGGGUGAAAUGAAUAAAGAGGGCACCACCUGUGUGUCAUGGGCCACCAGCGCUAAAACCGUGGCUAAUGAAGAUCAGUCUCUGCAGGUUGAUUACCUGCAUUCACCUGCAACUUUUUAACUUUCCGUUGAGUAUGUGAGUGAAGAGGAUGUAGAGGUAAUUUGGAGGUGAAAGAGGCUCAAACUAUCUUUUUGUCUUUUUUCAGAUCAUCCAGAAAUUAAAGAAACACAACGAUCCAAACAUCACCGUCAGGAAUAUUGAAGAUAUUUGUGACAGGAUAUUUGAGCUGGUGGACAAGAACAGAGACAGUAAGACCCCUGUUUGUACUUUGAUUAAUCGUCUUUUGCUCUUUGUCAUAGCUUUAAAAUUCACUCUGUUCCUUCUCUUCUUCAGGCCAGAUUUCUUUGGAGGAGUUCAUGGAGGGGGCGAACAAAGACCCCUGGGUGAUGGAUCAGCUCAAACUGGACAUUGGACCUUGUGAUUGGUUUAUCCAGCAGCAGGAAAGGAAAACCUGAUUUUACAAAGAUGAAGAUGGAAAUAUUUUGCCUUAAGUCUGAUUAUUGUUUACUCAAAAAGACUUCAGAUGGUUUGACUCUUGUUUGGAGUUUUUCUGCCGGACAGUCGUCUGAGAAAGUUUGGAUCACGUCAGUCUUUCACUGUGGUUUCUAUUUUUGUCUUUUUUGGAGAAGAAUCAGCCUGAAAUAACUAAAAAUGAAUCUUUUUUUAAUGUGCAGGAGCUGCUGCACAGAGACUGCGUCCAAACAGCCAUGUAUCUCCGCUUUGCAGAAAUAUUCAGAUGGAUGCAUGCUUAAAUCACCAUCCUCAGGGAGUUUUUUAUUGAGUAAUAUUUUAUCUCACAUCAUUUUUUCCUGUUUUGUCUCAUUGAAACAGAAGAUCCAUGCUCCUCCCGUAAAGGGAGACUCAGCCAACAUUGAUAUUUGACCAACUUUUGAAAAGUAGCUGAUGGGUUUGUUUUCCACUGUCCUGAAAAAUGACACAAUAAAG